AUGGCCAGCCUGAUGAGCCUACCUUUUGCUGCAUACUUGAUCUUCUUCUUCACCAUAAACCUCAUGCCUAUGCCUUGUUUUUCUUGUCCCCAAGAACACAAAGAAGCUCUACUAGAAUUCAAAACUUCAUUAACUGAAAACUUAAUAGCAGCAAACUCUACCGAUGAAGCAAUGGUAACCGAGUUGCUAGAGUCAUGGAAUUCCAGUUCAGAUUGUUGUCAAUGGAACCUGGUCACUUGCCAUUCCCAUGCAGCAUCAGCUUCAAAACAUAUCGCUGGCCUUGACAUUUCCUAUCUGGUCCUCAAUGGAAGUGUGCCUUCAGAUGUCCUGGCUCCACUCUUCCGAAUAACAACGCUCAUGCUGCUCAACAUCGCUUCCAAUUCGAUGCAAGGGGAGAUCCCAGGAGCUGGUUUUGCCAAUUUGACCAAGCUAGUAUAUCUUGACAUGGGGGAGAAUCGAUUCAAUGGUUAUAUCCCUCCUCAGCUGUUUCAGUUAAGGUACCUAGAGUACCUUGAUUUAAGUGGUAAUUUCAUCCAAGGAGUGAUCCCUGCAGAGGUCGGAAACCUUACUGAAUUGCGUAAGCUGUCACUUCGACAGAACAAGCUAUCAGGAAGGAUACCAUUGUCUGUGGCGUCUCAGUUGAGGGAGUUGCAAGUAUUGGACUUGCAGGAUAAUUCUCUCUCCAUGGAGAUUCCAGCAGAGAUUGGCAACUUGGUGAACAUUUCAACACUUGCUUUGAGCAACAACAAUUUGAGUGGUGGAAUUCCACAAUCAAUACAAAAGAUGAGCAAGCUGGAAACACUUGCGCUGGACAAGAAUAUUCUCAAUGGUGAUAUCCCAGCAUGGCUAUUUGAACUCAAGGAGUUGAAGAAUUUGCAUCUUGGAGGAAAUAAACUAAGGUGGAAUAACACUAAUGUCACCAUAGCUCCAAAAUGCAUGUUAUCUCAAUUAUCCUUGAGAUCCUGUGAUGUUGGAGGUCCUAUUCCGAUUUGGCUUUCCAAUCAAACAAGGCUUGAUCUCUUGGACUUGAGUGAAAACCGGCUCGAAGGAGCAUUUCCAGUGUGGCUAGCUAAACUACAGGUUGGGAUCCUAUUUUUAUCGGACAACAAGCUCACAGGUUCCUUGCCGCCACCUUUGUUUCAAACUCAAAGUUUACAAGUCCUUGAAUUGUCAAGAAACAACUUUUCGGGAAAAUUGCCAGAAGAUAUGGGUGAGAACUGUGCAGUCAUGAUACUCAUGCUGUCUGAAAACAAUUUUUCAGGGCCAGUGCCAAAAUCCAUCGGAAACAUAUACAGACUACUUUUGCUCGACUUGUCAAGGAACAACUUCUCGGGUGAGCUUCCAAUCUUUAAACCUGAUGCACUUCUAGCGUUCGUUGAUAUUUCGUCAAACAAAUUAUCAGGUAAGGUUCCUGCUACUUUUGGACUGAACACUAUAAUCCUCUCACUAGGCCAAAAUGAGUUCUCUGGUGAGUUGCCUAAAAACUUGUCCAAUCUGAGCCAGCUUGAGCACCUUGACCUGCAUGAUAACAACGUCACUGGAGACUUGCCAACAUUUCUCACUCAAAUAUCUUCUCUUCAAGUACUCAAUCUGCGAAACAAUUCCAUAAGAGGAUCGAUCUCCGGUGCUCUGUCAAAUCUCAGCAGUCUCCGGAUCCUGGAUCUGUCUAACAACUUGCUUAGUGGAAAUAUUCCUCCAAGUGUUGGAAAUCUUAUUGCAAUGAUUGAGACUCCAGACAUCCCAACAAAUUUGCCUGGUGCAUUCUUCUCCUUCUCAGUUGAAUACGACCUGAUUGUAAAUUGGAAGAAGUCAAAGCAAGGCAUAUCUAGCCACAAUCUUGACAUCUACUCCCUUCUAGAUCUGUCAAAUAAUCAAUUUUCAGGCAACAUUCCAUCCUCUUUGGGUAGGCUGAAAGGCUUGAAGCUGCUUAACAUUUCUUCCAAUGAACUUUCUGGGAGCAUCCCAUUGGCAUUUGGUGAUUUGGAGAGUUUAGAGACCUUGGAUUUGUCUCACAAUAAUCUGUCAGGCCAAAUACCGCAGACAUUUGCAAAGCUUCAAGAACUGAACACUCUAGACUUGAGCAACAACAAACUUGUUGGUCAUAUUCCUGAGAGUCCCCAAAUGGAUACACUGAUUGAUCCAAACAUAUAUGCUAACAACAGCGGAUUGUGCGGGGUUCAAAUUCAGUUGCGUUGCCCGGAAGAGCACCCGCCAUCUGCCAAAACAGAUGAGAGUGAUGAGAAGAACGAUACAUGGUGGUUUUCAUGGGCAACUGCAGGGAUUGGAUUCCCUUUCGGAUUUUUUUCUGCUGUGGCCUCAAUGUACGUUGUUGGUUAUUUUAGUGCUGUUGCAACCAGAACAAGAAGGGGCUCUCAAUGUGUAUGGCAGAGGUAA
This is a messenger RNA of Prunus armeniaca (apricot), 2394 nucleotides long. NCBI's taxonomy places the organism in Eukaryota, Viridiplantae, Streptophyta, Magnoliopsida, Rosales, Rosaceae. The record is from the annotation of a GenBank genome assembly.